CCAGUAGCCUGUAUCUAACCAUCAAAAUCUGACAAAUAAAGUAACAUAAAAAGAGAUGAUUAAUACGAUACACCUAAAUAUGGAACCUACAACUUGUGUUUUGGCUCUUGAGUCAGAUAUGAGAAACAUCAUGAAGUUUGCCAGAGCUAGCCCUAACUUUAUGCUCCCAAACCUUGAGAAUCUAGUCUAUGAACUACCUGGUGACCAAAGUCCACCAAGAUCCACGAAACCACAGACUUAAGCUGCCAAGAGCCAUGAUUUGCAACUAGUACCUUAGCAGUGGCAUCUGUUCUUGGACAUGACUGGUAGAAUCCCAACCGACUUACGCCCUACUCUUCGAAAGAGGUUGAGGGCCCAUGAACUGUAUACCAGAUUUGGAACUGUCAAAUUAUCGAAUCCCGAUUGAUAACAUCUGCCAACACUUUAAUGCCGCCUCAACAAUUGAUGUCUUUCUGCAUGUGUUGGUUAUUGCUUCUGCGAUCAGAUCUCCUAUUGCUUGGCGUAUCCCAGCCCCUCGGACAAAAGGAAAACCAAAUCUGUCAAUGUCCAUGUUACAAGGUAUACAAUUCUCAGGGGUUACUUGUCCUGGCAGGGGGAGGGUAUAUGAACCCCUGCAGUAGGAUUCGGCCUGGUAACGUGCCUUUGCCUCGGAAACCGGAUGCCACUGAACUCAAUCAUGUGUCAAGAGUGAUCUUCGAACCGGGCGUAACGCGGCAAACGGGCCUUAAUGUCAAUCAGGGGUUGUUUCAUUUACGUUGUAGGCGGUAAUUAGACGGUUUAGAAUACGACUAAUACAACCUCAAAGACCGUGCUUAGGCAGCGCUAAUUCGUUAGUGACCCGGUAGUCCAG
This is a messenger RNA of Fusarium redolens, 850 nucleotides long. RefSeq lists its product as uncharacterized. Lineage: Eukaryota; Fungi; Ascomycota; Sordariomycetes; Hypocreales; Nectriaceae. The transcript has a single exon. Bases 427 to 768 code for a protein of 113 amino acids. The record is from RefSeq and is a predicted model, not a curated record.